Molecule: messenger RNA, 1542 nt
Organism: Brenthis ino (lesser marbled fritillary)
Lineage: Eukaryota; Metazoa; Arthropoda; Insecta; Lepidoptera; Nymphalidae
Source: the annotation of a GenBank genome assembly
AUGGUGGAAAACGGAGCAUCCAGCGGCGGCAGUGAGAGUCCAAAUGCUACCGGUGUAAGAUCUGGUUUGUUAGAAACACUAGUGCGUGGCGUAUGGUAUAGAGUACAUUGUUCCUUAGAGGAUGACUAUCUUAGUGUAUGCUUAGACGAUGGCUACGAUGCCACUACAACUCUCAAUGGAACACUUAACAAUAACAAUGUAGAAACACCGAAUAGUGAUUUUACUGAGGUUCCAGAAGCAAUUGCAAACCAAAAACGAUUAGUUCAAGUUGUAAAAUCGGACAAUAAUGGUUUGGGAAUAUCUAUAAAAGGUGGAAUAGAGAAUAAUAUGCCUAUACUCAUAUCAAAGAUAUUUAAGGGUAUGGCAGCAGACCUUACUGAACAGUUGUAUGUAGGAGAUGCUAUACUCUCAGUAAAUGGAGAAGAUUUAAAAGAUGCCACACACGAAGAGGCAGUAAAGGCCCUUAAAAGAGCAGGCAAAAUGGUCCAGCUAGAAGUGAAAUACCUUAGAGAAGUUACACCAUAUUUCCGGAAGGCGUCCAUCAUAAGUGAGGUGGGGUGGGAGCUGCAGCGCGGAUACAUGGUAGAAGCGCCACCGUCACCGCCCUCGCCGCGCCGACGGCGAGCAGACACAAGAUAUGUGCCACUAUUAAUGGCCUGCGUUGCAAAGAAUUUGCGACACCAUGACCCAGAGGAACGCACAAUAGAGAUCUACUCCCCCGACGGCGUGCACGCGCUCGCAUUGCGCGCCCCGUGCAGCACGUCGGCGGCGGGCUGGCACCGCGCGCUGCACGCCGCCGCCCGACGCGCCGCGCGCGCCGCGCUCGCUCGCGCCCGCCCCCGGCUGAGGCCGUUGGUGGGGGACGUUCGGUACGCGGGCUGGCUUGCGAGGCGACCGCCUCAGGAUCAUAUGGGGGCUUCCGGUGGAUCCGACGAUUCGGAUGAAGCAGAUGGUUGGCAGCCUACUUUUGUAGCUAUCACAGACCGUGAAUUGAGGCUAUACGAGGCGGCGCCGUGGUCGUCUGAGGCGUGGUGCGCGCCCACGGAGAGCUUCAGCCUGGCGGCGACGCGUCUGGCGUGGUGGCGGCGCACGCGCGCGGCCGCGCUGGGCGUGCGCGCCGGCACGGCGGCCGGCCUGUGCGUGCGCGCGCUGCGCGCCGACACGCCGCACGACCUGGCCGCCGUGGCCGGCGCGCUCGUGGACGGCGCGCACCACGCCGUGCGCGCGCAGCCGGACUUCACCUUCCGGUGCCGGUACCGCGGCGCGUGCGCGCGGCUGGCGCUGGGCGCGGGCGGCGUGGUGGUGUGGGAGGCGGCGGGCUCGCUGGGCCGCGGCGGCGCGCGCGCGCUCUACCGCCGCCCGCUGCACGCGCUGCGCGCCUCCGCCGACGACGACCGCGCCGCGCUCUGGCUGCACUUCGCCGACGACGACACGCUCGAACUAGACAUGGAAGGCAGCCCAAAGCCCGCAGUGUUCAUCCUACACAACUUGCUGUCCGCGCGCGUGCACGCGCUGCCGGGUGAGGCGGCCACGCAACCCCUA